Molecule: messenger RNA, 4258 nt
Organism: Bombyx mori (domestic silkworm)
Lineage: Eukaryota; Metazoa; Arthropoda; Insecta; Lepidoptera; Bombycidae
Exons: 3
Coding region: 131-922 (263 amino acids)
Source: RefSeq, a predicted model, not a curated record
GAAACUCUCAAACAUAGAUUAUACACUUAAUAUCUCUCAAACUCUCAAACUGACUCAAACUCUAAGGUUUAAAAUUUAAAACAAGUGUACCUAAUAUUGUUUUAAGUUUGGGAUAGUGUUUGUUGUUAAAAUGAAUCAGUAUCACACGGAACGACGCUUGUGCAUUUGUUACAGCUUACUUGCCGGCCUCCUCACGAUAUCAAUAGUAUGCAUUGCAAUUCCGUAUAAUCACUGGCGUGUGUCUUUGGAUAUGUGUCCUGGGAAUUUCUUGGAGAACAUUAGUUGUGGUUGUAUAUUGAAUGGGGUCUUUACAUCCCAAUCCUUCAAUGGAGGACACAACUCAUACUGUUUAUACGCUAUAUUCGCUCCUAUUCCUGUUAUAGUUUAUGCCAUUGUAAUGGCAUUAUUUCAUAUGUACAGAGUGUGCAUAAAUAAUAUUGGUAAAUAUGAAGAUGAAAAAACAACAGAAAUGGAGGAAAUCGAAGGAAGAUCCAUUGUAGUCACAUCAAGAUCUCAAGUAACAGAUUCAAAUGACUCUGUCAUCUAUUGCUGGAUACCAACAUCAUGUCUGGCUGCCGUUCUCUGUCUAUACAACUUAGUGCAUGCUAUAAUUACAACAGAUGGAUAUUUUAGAACAUGCACACAGUACAGAGGUGCAUUAGUCAGGGAUCUAAGACAGAGUGGAUCUUCAGCAAUAGCUAUACAUUUUCGUCUCAAUUGCCAAGCCAUUUUUGACUUUAUGGAUUACGUACAUAAUGACUCCCAAAAUAGUCGCAGAGGAGAUUACAUAAAUACAGGGGCAUCGUUACAACUGGCUCUAUUCGCAACUUGGGCAUCUGUUGUUUUAUGGAUAGUAAUUGUUGUUUUCACUGCUCUCAGAGCUUACAGAGAGAGGCAUGUGUUAACAUGUUGCGGCAAUUAGAUAAGUAUAGACUUGCACAUUACUGACAUGUUUUCAGUGGCCUUAUGGCAACAUUUUUGUUAGUAUUGCAUCAGAAACAGUAUUGGCAGUUUCUAAGUGAUAUCAGCAGUUAUGCAUUCCGGUUUAAGGGUACAAUAAAACUAUUAAAAAUAUGAAAUCAUAAAAUUGAUAUCAAUUUAACGUACUUAAGUGUUGUGGUAUAUAUGAAUCUAUUACCGUGUAACAGCAAGAUAGCCAACUUAAUAAUAAUAACACAGAUAAAAUUUCAGAGAUUCCUGCCAUGUGGUAUGUUGUAUGAAUCAAGAUUUUUCCAUGAUCGUGCUUCAACCAACAGCCUACAAAGCUUUCCCAAUCCGGCAUUCCAAGUACGGCUUAACGCCCGCAAAUAUAAAUCUUAACGUAACUGUAAGCAAAUAUGGCGGGGCUCGUAGACCCCGCUUAAAUAUAUAUUUUUGAAAAGUAUACAUAUCGUAAAUAACGAUACAGUACAAAUAUAAUUGGUUGUAUUUUUACCUGUUAAGUUUCGUGCCUAGUUCAUAUGGUGUCCGUACUGAGAAUAUUUGUUAUAAUGUGUACUAUUGUGUACAUUGUGUUAACUAUAUUGCGUACUUAUUUAUGAGAUGUCAGGUUCGCAAAAUAUGUUCACUAUAUGGAGGGUAGAAAUAAGGAGCAUCAACUUGUAAAUAGGACAAGUUGAAAAAUUGUCCACCUGUAAAAAUUAAGCUAUUAGCGGCCUUUACACACGCUGUCACACACACUCUAUCGCGCGUUCUUAGGAGCGUAUUACAGGAUUACGCGCGGGAAAUCCUGCACGCUCAUUCGCGCGCGAUUAUAUUUGAGUCGUCUAUUAUCAAAGGUGGCAAUCUGUGCAUUUGGACAAAAAAUUUUUAUUGAUAUGUCAAUUCAGAUUGAUUUGAAUAUAACCGUCUCCUUCAAAGAAUACGGUUCAAAACCUGCAUUAAAUAAAGGUUAAUAGUUAACCUGUUAUUUAUCUAAGAUGUCGUUCCGAAGAGUUUUGUGACUGCCAAUGGAAUACAAAGUCAAUAAUUCGUUUUUCUGAUUUACCAAUCAUUGUCCAAAAGUCAGAUUGCCGGCUUUGAUAAUAGUCGACUCAUUUGUAUGUUUUGCUUACGCUACUCGUUCUUGCGCCCGCGAUUGGUCGUGUUUGUUUUCCUCAGCGGAAUGAGCGGCCGUGUAAAGGCGGGAUAGAUCGCCCGUAUCUGGCACGUGUUGGAGUGUAUGCAAUUCACACAGUUUUACGGAAGAACGCGGGUGUUGCGUUGAAAAAUGGAUAUAAGAUCACGCGUGGCGCAUUAUGUUGGGCAAAAUUUAAUUGCAUAGUACAAUUAAAAAUAACACUUGUUUGAUUGUGACGUUUCAGUUAACAAUUAAUCAAUUGUUAAUUGUUCCUGCAAUUAAACUUUAAUUAAAUUUAAAUAAAGUAAAUAAAAAUAAUAGAAGAUGGAGGAGUAGCCUUUAAGGUACAGGGCAGGGCUGUCACAAGGUUGACUGACGUUCUUACAAAGUCAGCAAGAAGCCGUUGGUUCCAGGCUGCGCUAAAUCGUUAUUCGUGGGAGUUAUUAGGGGAGGCUAGGCCCUAGGGUACGUCGACUCAUAAGUGUUAUGUCCAUUUCAGAUAUUUCUAAAUCCGUAAAAAUCUUAAAAAAGUAUGGGUCUUCUAUACCCAUACUUUUUUACGUACGUAAUGGAAUCAUAGAAUUGAUAAAAUAUUUCAAAAUAUUUUCGUCGAACUGAUGUUGGGUUGGCUUAUUUUUAUCAGAUUUCUUUAUUUUGCUUAAUUUGGAUUUUGGCAAUAUUUUCGCUUUUCUCUUUUUCUCUCUUUCUCUUGGCGUAUGUUUUGUACUCCUCAAUGCAUUUGCUGUCCAUGUUUCCUUUUCAAGUCGCUUAGAAAAUUAGAUGUACAAUUCUUAAACCCUUUAACUUUUGUCAUCAUAUCUUCAGGGUAUUUCUUGCACAGAGCUGUGAUUUUAUUUCCCGAUGAUUCUUCAGGCAGGUGCUUAAAAUAUAUACCGUAAAGUAAAAGAAGCCGCAAUUUCCGCGAUGACUCAGAGGCGGCGACAUCAUCGGCAGUGCUGGUUGAUGGCAAGGGGGAUAAAGGAUCAUAUUUAUAGUAUUUUAAAUCUUUCUUCUUGUUACUAUGGCGCCACCUAUAUUGGCUCCCUUUCAGUGGACACUUUUAAUACACUGAUAUGGUGCUCCUUACUUCUAUCCUCCAUGGUCAACUAGCGUUUGGCAGCCUGCUAUAGAUACUAAACUUAUCCUGCCAGCUAUCAACAUUAUGACUUUGUCAAUAUAUUAUAGACAAGAACUUUUAUUUUAGAUAGUUUUCUUUAAACCUUUUUCGUUACAAAUAUUAUCUAAUAUAGAUCUAAGUAUGUUAAAUAUUAGUACCAUGUAAGCACUGCCAUAAAAGUACCUUAUUUUACAACGAUUUAAAAAAAAUGGCAAAUACAAAUAGACUAUUGAGCACAAUAUAGUUUUUAAGUUAUUGUAAUGGUAUAUCGGCGCAAUUUAGUUAACUAAGAUGGUUAGAGUUAACUGUUUUCUCAAUGUUAAAUUUUAUUUAUUUUAUUUAUUUAUUAGGCACACAAUACACAUCACAAGCUAAAAGAUACAUAACAAACACAAGUACAAAGAAACAAAAUUGGUUAGUUUUGAAAUUGUUGGAUAGUUGUUAUAUAUCCAACGCAAGUGAUGUGGAUGUCUAUGGGCUCCAGUAACCACUUAACACCAGGUGGGCUGUGAGCUCGUCCACCCAUCUAAGCAAUAAAAAAAAAGUGAACAAUUGUUUAUGACGGUAUUCAGGAAAAUUAAUGAACAAGCUAUCCCGCUGUUCUACUAUAAAUAAGUUAUAUUAUACUAGUUAUAAGAGUUACUUUUGUCGCGCAACACUUCCGGCUCGAGCAGUCGGACGAGGCGGAGCUCUGUAUUGUUAUCGUUGUACACUUGAAAUGUAAUAAGUGGAAUUCAUUGGAAAAGUCAGUAUUAAUUACUGUCACAAUGGAAGGCAAUGAUAAUGAUGAAGAGAAUGGCGUCAGCGACGCUGACGUCAUCAUUUUAAAAACACCAUGGAAUCAGUUUAUCCGUCAUAAUAUAUAAUAUUUAAUUAUUACAUUACGUAGAUUAUUGAAAUCAUUGACUGGUAUGCCUAUCUCUACGACUACGCGUCCAUGUGAUAGGCCUUAGAUGAACUAGUCUUUUAUAUUUUAAAACAUGUUUUAUUUUUAUGUAUCAUUCCACCGAUGUAAUAUUUAAAAAAAAAUAGUAAUAAAAAUUGUGACGUCCAUUUUUUAUAAUAAAUAGAUUUAAAUUUUU